Callorhinus ursinus (northern fur seal) is the source of this 876-nucleotide messenger RNA. It is a transcript of the gene SFN, whose product is annotated as stratifin. Lineage: Eukaryota; Metazoa; Chordata; Mammalia; Carnivora; Otariidae. The record is from RefSeq and is a predicted model, not a curated record.
CAAGGCAGCCAGCUAGCCCGCCGCCUGUCUGUCUGUCACCAGAGCCAUGGAGAGAGCCAGUCUGAUCCAGAAGGCCAAGUUGGCAGAGCAGGCUGAACGCUAUGAGGACAUGGCAGCCUUCAUGAAGAGCGCCGUGGAAAAGGGUGAGGAGCUGUCCUGCGAAGAGCGGAACUUGCUCUCAGUGGCCUACAAGAAUGUGGUGGGUGGCCAGAGGGCUGCCUGGAGGGUCCUGUCCAGUAUCGAGCAGAAGGGCAACGAAGAGAGCUCAGAAGAGAAGGGCCCCGAGGUGCGAGAGUACCGGGAGAAGGUGGAGACUGAGCUCCGGGGCGUGUGUGACACGGUGCUGGGCCUGCUGGACACCCACCUCAUCAAGGAGGCCGGGGAUGCUGAAAGUCGGGUCUUCUACCUGAAAAUGAAGGGCGACUACUACCGCUACCUGGCUGAGGUGGCCACUGGUGACGACAAGAAGCGCAUCAUUGACUCAGCCAGGUCGGCCUACCAGGAGGCCAUGGACAUCAGCAAGAAGGAGAUGCCACCCACCAACCCCAUCCGCCUGGGCCUGGCCCUGAACUUUUCUGUCUUCCACUACGAGAUCGCCAACAGCCCCGAGGAGGCCAUCUCACUGGCCAAGACCACCUUCGACGAGGCCAUGGCUGACCUGCACACCCUCAGCGAGGACUCCUACAAAGACAGCACCCUCAUCAUGCAGCUGCUGCGAGACAACCUGACGCUGUGGACCGCCGACAACGCCGGGGAAGAGGCCGGCGAGGCUCCCGAGGAACCCCAGAGCUGAGCCGUGCCCGCCCCCUCCCUGCCGCGCCCUGCCCUCUCCAGCACCCCGCCCGUGGCAGAGAGGACUAGUACGGGGUGGGGGGC